This is a messenger RNA of Triticum aestivum (bread wheat), 2705 nucleotides long. Its product is annotated as putative pentatricopeptide repeat-containing protein At3g11460, mitochondrial. The transcript has a single exon. The record is from RefSeq and is a predicted model, not a curated record. Gene Ontology annotation, molecular function: protein binding; zinc ion binding; RNA binding. Gene Ontology annotation, biological process: RNA modification. The coding region runs from base 34 to 1968 and encodes 644 amino acids. Lineage: Eukaryota; Viridiplantae; Streptophyta; Magnoliopsida; Poales; Poaceae.
UUAAAAAAAACUCCCGGCUUGUGCUGGCUAAAGAUGACCACCGAGCCUUCCACUUCCGCGACGACCUCCGCCGCCGCCGCCUUAGCAGGCGACGCUAAUGGCACGGAGCCAUGGAGCGCCCGGGUGCGCACCUUGUCGCGCCUCGGCCGGCACCGGGAGGUCCUAGCCCUGCUACGCGGCGGCGACCCCUCGCCGCCGCCGCACGCCCUUGCGCUACCAGCCGCGGUCAUCUCUUGCACGGCGCUAUCCCUGGUCUCCGGCGUCGCCCAGAUACAGGCACUCGGUCACAAGCGCGGCCUGCUCCCUUCCUCCGACGCCUACCUCCUCUCCUCGCUGCUCUCCUCCUACUCCCGCCUCGGCCUGCUCCCACGCGCCCACCAACUCCUCGACGAAAUGCCCCUCGCGUCCACGCCUCCCACCACGCUCCGCACCGCCUUCAACUCCCUCAUCUCCGGAUGCGCGCUGCACGCGCUCCCGGCCGCCUGCUUCGCCCUCUUCCGCCGCAUGCGGGCGGCCGGCGCCCCCUUCGACGCCGUCACGCUCAUGACGCUGCUCCCUGCCGCUCCUCAUAGCCUCGUGCCGCAGCUCCAUGCCCUCGCGGGGAAAGCAGGGCUGGCCGCCGAGACAAACGUGGCCAACUGCCUCAUAUCAGCGUACGCGCGCCGCGGCGCUGGCCUUGCCCGGCAGGUCUUUGACGAGAUGCCAUUGACCUCCCGUGACAUUGUCUCGUGGAACGCCGUGCUCUCGGCCCACGCGCAGAAUGGCCUCGCGGUGGACGCCCUUGAUCUCUACAGCCGCAUGUGUGGCCACGAUGGCAGUGGUGUGGAGCCGGACGCCGUGACGCUCGUGGGCGUACUCUCCUCAUGUGCCCACCUUGGAGCGCGCGGUGUAGGCCUGGGUGUCGAACGCUACAUGCAGGAGAGACUCCCAGGCUUCCGCGCCAACAUGCAGCUCUGCAACUCUCUCAUCAACUUCCAUGCACGCUGCGGCAGUUUGCCCCAGGCACAGCGGCUGUUCAACGAAAUGCCUAGGAAGAGCAUUGUGUCUUGGACGGCACUGAUCACUGGGUACGGCAUGCACGGGCAUGGCGAUGUUGCUGUAAAUCUCUUCCAGGCGAUGGUGUCAGAAGGCAUCCGGCCAGAUAAUGUCGCAAUGGUCGGCCUCUUGUCGGCGUGCAGCCACGCUGGAAUGUACGAGGAGGGGCGCAAGUACUUCUCAGCAAUGGAGAGUACAUACCAGUUGCGACCUACACUGGAGCACUAUACCUGCAUGGUGGACCUCCUUGGACGGGCCGGCCGUCUCAAGGAGGCGCAAGAACUCAUUUCUUCAAUGCCCAUGCCAGCCGACGGUGCCGUGUGGGGUGCCCUUCUUGGGGCAUGCAAGAUACAUAAGAAUGUGGAGAUAGGGGAGGAGGCUUUCGAGCAUGUCAUCAAGCUCGAACCGAGCAAUGUGGGCUACUAUGUGCUCAUGGCGAACAUAUACACAGACACGGGACAACCGGAUGGUGUAGUGAGGGUGCGGGCGAUGAUGAGGGAGCGCGGGCUCAAGAAGGAGCCUGGGUGCAGCUAUGUCGAACACAAGGGGAGGGUUCAUCUCUUCAUGGCUGACGACCACUCACAUCCGCAGGCAAAGAGGAUUUACGAGCUCGUGAUUAAGCUUGAACAAAUGGUGACGGAGAAAACAGAUGGCACUGUGGAAAAUGGGCAAGGCAGAGUGGACGAGGGGUACUCUGGGAAGAUGGCUGCGCCGUUGAUCGGCUUUCACAGUGAGAAGCUCGCUGUGGCCUUUGGUAUGCUGAACACUGAUGACAGUGAGAUUGUGGUGAUCAAGAACCUAAGGAUAUGCGGGGACUGCCACUCUUUCCUGAAGGCGGUCUCUGCAAUUGUCAACCGAGCAUUUCUCGUCAGGGACGCGAGCCGCUUCCAUCGCUUCGAAGGUGGAGCAUGCUCCUGCAAAGACUACUGGUGAAGAAUUUGGUGCUGACUGUUAGGAGAAGGAAGAUUUCACUCCGGAUCUUCAGUACUCACUGCACUGGAACAGGCUUGGUGACUAUGCUACUACUGUCCUUCCACUCCAGCUAUGAGAAAAGUGGAGGGCUGGAUCAACAGCGGGCAAAAUGGACUCGCUGUUAGGUUGACCAGUACUCCCAGAUCGAACAGGCUCCCAUUUGUUUUGCAUAAUCCGAGGUGCGGACCGAUUGGUGGAUGGUUAUCCUGGUGCUCGACAGCCAGUAGAACAAACUGUGAACUUUCUCGAGGCUUGCAUUCUACUCCUGAUCAAUUGGCAUUGCCCCUCAUGCAAUUGCUUGUGGAAAUGCAAUGCUCCACGCACGCCCUUGGACCUUCUAGGGAGGAAGUACCCGGCCCUGUUUGAGACAAUGGUGUGACAAUGCCAGAUUUUUUUACCAGAUGUGGUUCAGAGUACACCAGCAAUGGUCAGCAUGUUCUGAAUCGUUGGCAUGGCUCAGGUCGGUUGUUUAGUCAAAUAAAGAAUGAACCGCCAUCUUUUGCAUCAGGAAAGGGCUGAUGGAAGGGCAAAGGAAAAAAAUUGACCGUGAUGCUGAGCUGUAUGUCCAUGCACGCGCGCCAAUUUCAGAGUUUAUUAGAUUCCACUGGUGUGAGUCGAUUUUGAAGGCAAUUUUGUAUUCUUGUCAUUGGAAUCGUUGCAUUCCUGCUGCUAUCAACUAUUUUUGCCAUUCUAGUGCA